Pristis pectinata (smalltooth sawfish) is the source of this 13926-nucleotide messenger RNA. It is a transcript of the gene dnah10, whose product is annotated as dynein axonemal heavy chain 10. Gene Ontology annotation, biological process: microtubule-based movement. The transcript is spliced from 79 exons. Gene Ontology annotation, molecular function: ATP hydrolysis activity; dynein light intermediate chain binding; dynein intermediate chain binding. Gene Ontology annotation, cellular component: dynein complex. The coding region runs from base 95 to 13897 and encodes 4600 amino acids. The record is from RefSeq and is a predicted model, not a curated record. NCBI's taxonomy places the organism in Eukaryota, Metazoa, Chordata, Chondrichthyes, Rhinopristiformes, Pristidae.
CGCGGCGCGCCCCCGGAGCGGAGGCCCCGUUAGGCGCGCCCCCGGAGCGGAGCGGCGGCCCCGUUAGGCGCCCCCCCCCCCCCCGGCAGCCGACAUGUCGCUCGACGACCCGCGCCUGGAGUGGCUCCGGGACCGCGUGAACCAGGCGUUCGGCCUGAGCGGGCCCGGCGCCUUCGACGAGCUGCUGAACCGCGACGACGGGCGGCACGAGCUGCUCAUCCUCCGCUUCCUCAACGACUCGCUGGGCGAGGACUGCCCGUCCGCGCUGCUCUUCUUCAGGGGCAGCCGCACCGAGGAGCUGGAGCUGGAGAUCGAGCUUGAGGAAACCCCUGAACCUACAAAUGAUGAAGAAGCUGAAACUGCUGAGAUAGCUGAAAAGUCUGAGUUGCUCAAUGAGGAUGAAGCAUCAAAAGUUGGUGCUUCUGCUAGUCGGAAACAGUCACCUAUGACUCUGGAACCUGCAGCAUCCCAGGCAAGCCAGGCUGACGGAGAAAAUACAAAGACAAACCUCCCACGAACUAAAAUCAUAACACAGUUAGUGGAACAUCCAAUGCUCCAUGUUUCACUUGAGAAAAUUCCUCAGGAGUUUAUGAAUGAGGAUGCAUUCUUUUUUCUUAGGAAUAAAAAAGAAACCAUUACAGAACCCAAUGACAUGAAGGAGACCAAUUUACUAAUGCCUAAAAUGCUGGAGUUCGGCAUGCUGAAUGGACACUCUUUGUUGAUGUUACAUCAAAUCUUAACACAGGUUUUCAUGCCACUUUUGGCUCAUCACCACACUAAAGCUAUUGAUCUAAGGCAAGGUUCAUCCCGUUUCAUAAGUGCAGCAACGUUUCAAUACGAGAAAAUGAGUGUUGCAGACUCAAGAGCAGGAGGGGAUUCACGAAAUAUUCAAUUCGUCAGGGAUGAGUUCUUAAUAACUGUACUAAAGUUCGCAAAUCAGGUUCAGAGAACCAUUCAACAGGUUGAAGGUGAAAUCAAGCUUGAAAUGCCUCCAAUUGACCUUGAUGCAGACUUGGACCAAUUUGCUUUGGAUCCAAUUAUAAGGGAAAUGCUAGAACAGAAUAUAAUGAACUGGCAGGUGCAAAUCACUGUUGCCCUUGAAGAGCAGCUGACAAGGAUACCCCAGGGCAACGGUCCGUUAGCUGAAAUCGAUUUCUGGCGUGAACGUAAUGCUACACUCAGUGCCCUCAGUGAACAGCUCAAACUGCCUGUGGUGAAGAGGAUUAUCAACUUUGUGGGCAAGUUUGACCAAAGUUUAAUCCAGAACCUCAAUUUAAUCAUUGCUGACCUUAACAAGUACCACGUGGAAGCUGCAGACAAUGUCAGGUUCCUUUCAACACUGGAACGACACUUUAAGAAUCUAUCACAAGGAACAAGAUUUCAAGUUGUCUUGGAUACAAUCCCUUCCAUGAUGAAUGCUUUAAGGAUGGUUUGGAUUAUUUCUCGCCACUACAACAAGGAUGAGCGAAUGGUGCCCCUUAUGGAACGAAUUGCAUGGGAGAUUUCAGAGAGAGUUCGCAAAGUAAUCAAUGUGCGAAGCGUAUUUAAGACUAACUCAGAAGCAGCAAAAAAAAGUGCCUUAGAAGCCAUUCGAACUCUGCAGUUGUGGAAAGAUUCCUACUUUGAUAUCCGUUCUAAAAUUGAAGCUUCUGGGAGAGAUCAACGCUGGGAAUUUGACAGAAAGAAACUGUUUAAGAAAACUGAUUACAUGAUUGUCAUCUGUCAGAAUAUUCAUGAUAUCUUACAGACUCGAGAGGAGUUUUACAACAUUUUUGGACCGGAACUGAAAGCUGUAACUGGUGACCCAAAGCGCAUUGAUGAUGUAGUAAAAAGGGUUAAUGAUCUUGUUGUACCCAUUGAGGAGUUAUCCUUUGAUGUGUUUAACAUUCGUCACACUCAAAUGUGGAAACUAGUUAUGGAGGAUUUUUAUACCCAGGUUCAGCUAAUUGAAGGGGAAGCAAAGAACUUUAUUGAUGAGUCAUUCAAGAGUCUCCGCUCUGCAGAAGCAGCUUUUGACAUGCUUUUGAGAUUUAAGCACAUCCGCUCACGUGAAGCUGUCAACAAGCAAAUGAUGAGGAAGUUCAAUGACAUUUUGACACAGUAUUGUAAAGAGGUUGAUAUUAUAAACAGCCUCUUCACUAAUAAUGCUAAUAAUCCUCCUGUGACUAAGAAUCAACCUCCUGUUGCUGGAGCCAUUCACUGGGAACGUUCCCUCUUUCACCGGAUUAAGCACGUCAUCGUUCACUUUCAGGAGAUGCCUGAGAUGCUGGCAAGUGAACAUGGGAAGGCAACCAGAGCAAAGUACCUAGAGGUGGCAAAGAGAAUGAAAGCGUAUGAAGAUAAGUUGUAUGAACACUGGCAAAAUGAGACUAAUGCAAAGUUGCAUGUUCUGUUAAAGCAAAGCCUGCUUACCAGGAUUAAUACGUCAGAGGAUGAAUUGUUUGAAAUUAGUUGUCAAUAUGAAGUGAAUUUUGCCCCAGAACUGGAAGAAAUUAUCAUGGAAUCCAAGUACAUGGAGCAGUUGGGACUUCAAAUACCUCAGCUAGCCAGAAAUGUGGCUCUACAAGAACAAAAGUUCCUCCGGUACACCACUGGAUUGAAGAACAUGCUGAAUCGCUAUCAAAAUCUAAUGGCUUCUUUAAACUCAGCAGAGACUAAACUUAUGGUAGAUCAUAUCCUGGAGCUCCAACGAGUUAUUCGCUCAGGUUACAGAAGAUUAAACUGGAACUCAUUAGGUAUUAUUGAUUAUCUUGGUCGCUGUGAACAAGCAAUUGGAAAAUUUGAAUCACUUGUAAACCAAAUUCAUAAAAAUGUCCGAGACAUUGCCACUAAACUUGCAGCCAUAGAGUCUGCAGACCUCUUUAAAAGGCCACCACCCAAGUCAAGGGAGGAUCUUGCAGGAGUAAAGGAGUUUUAUGAGUAUGUGGAACGGGAGCGGACAAAAGACAUCUUGAAUUUAGUCAGUAAGUAUAAAGCCAUUGGCCCACUGCUGACAAAAAUGGAAGGCCUUGUCUUCCACACCAACACCGGGAAGGCUUCAAAGAUGGCAUUAUACUACACCUUCUGGGAGCGCAGAGUUUACGACAGUCUUGUCAAAAUGAUCAUAAAAAAUCUUCAGCAAAUUAAUGCUUCUCUUCUUGGAAACAAUCCCCUUUUCCAAAUUGAAGUUCACCUCUCUGCCCCUGAGAUUGUCUUGAAACCCAGUGCCUCUGAAGUUUAUCAACUGACUCUCCAGAACAUAAAAGACUGUGUUGAAACAACGAAGCUGUUUGUUCGAUGGAUGCAUGGGUCCUGCAUUGAAUGCUCACCGCAGUAUAUUGAAGGAGAUGAUGAGCCAGUCAUCUUUAGUUUCUACAGUGACAUUUCUCAGCAUCCACAGAUCAUAGAAUUAGCUAUUUCCACCAGUCAGAAUCUACAAAAACUUCUUGGUUCUCUGAGCAAGUUUCUGAACAGCUGGAAGAAGUACCGAUCAUUAUGGAAGAUGGACAAAUCUAUCGUUGUGGAGAAGUUUGCAGCAAGAAAUCCUUCUUGUGUUAGUUAUGAUGAAAAGCUGCAAUUCUACACCAGAAUCAGCGAGGAAGUGGCAGAACAGCCACUUGUGAAAGAUGACCAAUGUAUUCGGCUCCAGCUGAGGCCGUUGGCAUUUAGUAUUCAAGAAAAUGCAAAUGCAUGGGUGCAGUCACUUGGACAUUGCCUGAAUGAAUCUGCCAAGCGGGAAUUAUAUAGCCUGAGAGAUGAACUGGAGGAGCUUUCAGUUUCUUUGCAGACAGUUCCAGACACUCUGGAGAACCUGAAGUUUGUACUUAGUACAAUUGCCCAAAUUCGAGCCAUGUCUUUAAUUGUGGAGCUACGGUUAAAAGAUACCCAGGAGCGAUAUCGUACCCUUGCCAUGUAUAAUAUCCUUACUACAGAAGAAGAAAAAACAUUGCAGCAGAGUAUUAAAGUAAUUUGGGAAAGUCUCUUUGAUGAGUCACGUAACAUUGAUCUUAGCUUGGGUACUGUAAAGAAAAAGUUCACUAAGACCACCAAACAUGAGACUAAAGAUUUUGCAUAUAACCUUGCUGCUUUUGCAGCAAGAUUCCGUCUGGAAGGCCCAGGGUCUGUGGAGGCUGAACUUGACACAGGGCUUGAGAUUUUGGGCAAAUUUGAAAAUGAGUUGGAAGAACUUGAGAGAAAGCGUCAAGAGUUAGCAAACGCUGAGAAGCUUUUCGACCUGUCAAUUACAAUGCACCCUGAGCUACUGUCUCUUCAGAAAGAAAUGAAAGGCUUGCGGCAGAUCUAUGACAUUUACAAGGCACAGCGGGUAUCGAAAGAAGAAUGGUCUGAGACAUUGUGGGCUGAUUUAAAUGUGCAGCUGCUUCAGGAAGGAAUUGAUGGAUUUUUGAAGGCCUUCAGAAAGUUGCCGAAAGAUGUUCGUAGUCUGUCUGUUGGCUUCCAUUUGGAAUCUCAGAUGAAAGAAUUUAAGGAAUCCAUCCCCUUGUUAUUGGAUUUGAAGCAUGAGGCACUAAGAGAGAGGCAUUGGAAAAUAUUAAUGGCACGAACAGGCACAGAAUUUGAGAUGCGAGCUGAUACAUUUACACUGGAGAAUAUGUUUGCUAUGCAACUGCACAAAUAUAGUGAAGCCAUUGGUGAUAUUGUUACAGCUGCUGUUAAAGAACUUGGUAUUGAAAAGGGUGUCAAGGAGGUUGUGGAUACCUGGGAAAGCAUGAAAUUUACUGUGCAGAAGUACUACAAAGGAACUCAGGAUCGAGGCUACAUCCUGGGAUCUGUAGACGAGAUCCUUCAGAUACUUGAUGAUAAUGCCAUGAAUCUGCAGAGCAUGGCUGGAAGCAGAUAUGUAGGUCCUUUUCUCAGUACAGUGCAGGAGUGGGAGAAAAACCUGUCCUUAAUCGGUGAAGUGAUUGCGGUUUGGUUGGUGGUGCAAAGGAAAUGGAUGUACUUGGAGAGUAUCUUCAUUGGUGGAGAUAUCCGAUCUCAAUUACCCGAGGAAGCAAAGAAGUUUGAUAACAUUGAUAGAAUAUUCAAAAAGAUCAUGUCUGAAACUGUGAAGGAGCCUGUCAUAAGCAAAUGUUGCCAGGCUUCUAAUCGUCUAACAAAUCUCAAGAACCUGAGUGAAGGUCUCGAGAAAUGUCAGAAGAGCCUCAAUGACUAUCUGAAUUCCAAGCGAAAUGCCUUUCCAAGGUUUUUCUUUAUUUCUGAUGACGAGUUAUUGAGUAUUCUGGGGAGCAGUGAUCCUGAAGCUGUCCAGGAACACAUGAUAAAGAUGUAUGAUAACAUUGCAUCAUUAAGGUUCCAAAUGGGUAAUGAGAAUGAAACGUUGGCAGGAGCAAUGAUAUCUGCUGAAGGGGAGGUGAUGGAAUUCAGACAGAUGAUACCUGCGGAGGGACGGGUCGAAGACUGGAUGACUGCAGUCCUGGGUGAAAUGAGAAAAACAAAUCGUCUAAUUACAAAGGAGGCAAUUUUCCGAUAUUGUGAGACCAUGACCAGAAAUGAUUGGAUGUUGGUUUAUCAGGGCAUGGUUGUUCUUGCUGCCACCCAAGUCUGGUGGACGUGGGAGGUUGAAGAUGUGUUUCAGAGAGUUAAAAAGGGAGAUAAACAGGCCAUGAAGCAUUAUGCUAAGAAGAUGCACCAACAGAUUGAUGAUCUCGUUACCCACAUCACACAACCACUGAGUAACAAUGAUCGUAAGAAGUAUAAUACGGUGCUUAUUAUUGAUGUACAUGCCAGAGAUAUUGUGGAUACAUUUGUCCGAGACAGUAUAAUGGAUGCCCAAGAGUUUGAGUGGGAGAGCCAGCUUCGCUUCUACUGGGAGCGGCUGCCCGAUGAGCUGAUGGUGCAUCAGUGCACUGGCCGUUUUGACUAUGGCUAUGAAUACAUGGGUUUGAAUGGUCGCCUGGUCAUCACUCCUCUCACAGAUCGAAUCUAUCUAACGCUCACACAGGCUCUGUCCAUGUACCUUGGAGGGGCACCUGCGGGACCAGCUGGAACCGGCAAAACUGAGACCACCAAAGACUUGGCCAAGGCUCUGGGACUGCUUUGUGUUGUGACAAAUUGUGGGGAAGGCAUGGAUUACAAAGCGAUGGGGAAUAUCCUAUCUGGACUGGCUCAAUGUGGUGCCUGGGGCUGCUUUGAUGAAUUUAAUCGAAUUGAGGCUGCAGUGCUGUCGGUUGUGUCUUCACAAAUCCAAACCAUUCGCAAUGCACUCAUACAUCAUCUAACCAGAUUCCAGUUUGAAGGGCAAGAGAUUUCCCUGGAUAGUCGGAUUGGUAUAUUUAUCACCAUGAAUCCCGGCUAUGCUGGGCGGACAGAGCUGCCAGAAUCAGUAAAAGCUCUCUUCAGGCCCGUGGUCGUGAUUGUCCCCGAUCUUCAACAAAUCUGUGAAAUUAUGCUUUUCUCAGAAGGAUUUCUGAUGGCAAAGAUCCUUGCGAAGAAGAUGACUGUGCUUUACAAACUGGGAAAGGAGCAGCUUUCAAAGCAACAUCACUAUGACUUUGGGCUUCGAGCUCUCAAGUCUGUACUUGUUAUGGCAGGAGAACUGAAGAGAGGGUCCCCUGAUAUCACUGAGGAUGUGGUACUGAUGAGGGCACUGAGAGACAUGAAUCUUCCCAAAUUUGUCUAUGAGGAUGUUCCCCUCUUCCUGGGCCUGAUCUCUGACUUGUUCCCUGGGCUGGAAUGUCCUCGUGUCCGCUACCCCAACUUCAAUGAUGCGGUGGAACAGGUGCUUGCAGAGAACCAUUAUAUUUUAUUGCCAGUUCAGGUGGAUAAGGUGGUGCAGAUGUAUGAAACGAUGAUGACUCGACACACCACUAUGGUGGUUGGACCCACUGGAGGUGGAAAAACUGUGGUCAUUAACACACUUUGCCAGGCUCAAACCAGAAUGUCGUUGGUGACAAAACUAUACACACUGAAUGCAAAGGCUGUCAGUGUGAUUGAGCUGUAUGGAAUCUUGGAUCCCGUGACUCGGGAUUGGACGGAUGGAAUUUUAUCAAAUAUUUUCAGAAAUAUCAAUAAACCGACUGAGAAGAAGGAAAGGAGGUAUAUUUUAUUUGAUGGUGAUGUGGAUGCACUCUGGGUGGAAAACAUGAACUCCGUGAUGGAUGACAACAAGUUGCUGACACUGGCUAAUGGAGAACGGAUCAGGCUCCAGGCUCACUGUGCGAUGCUCUUUGAGGUUGGAGAUUUACAGUAUGCCUCUCCAGCCACUGUGUCUCGCUGUGGGAUGGUGUAUGUGGACCCCAAGAACCUGCGAUACAGACCCUACUGGGAAAAGUGGAUCAAUGAAAGGACCAUCAAGCAAGAACAGACUGACCUCCCCAAGCUGUUUAAUAAGUAUGUACCUCACAUCCUUGAAUUGAUAGUGGAGGGGAUGUUGGAUGGAAGACAAGUGGAGAAGUUAAAAACUAUUGUUCCUCAAACAGAAUUGAAUAUGGUCACACAGCUCACUAAGAUGUUGGAUUGUUUGCUGGAGAAAGAGGUGGAUAGCUUUGACAUACUAGAAUGCUACUUUAUUGAGGCCUUGUAUUGCUCUCUGGGGGCCUGUCUUCUGGAGGAUGGAAGGAUAAAAUUUGAUGAGUAUGUUAAACGUCUUGCCAGUAUGUCAACAGUUGAAGCUUCAAAUGUCCUUGCUGGCCCAGGGGAAUUGCCUGGCCAGCUACCAACUCUUUAUGAUUUUCAUUUUGAUGAUGAGAAGCUGAAAUGGAUUCCAUGGUCCAAGCUUGUGUCUAAAUAUGUCCACAGUCCUCAAGUAAAAUUUUUAGAUAUCCUUGUUCCCACCGUGGACACCACACGUAUCAGUUGGCUGCUUGGAGAGAUGGUGAAAAUCAAACAUCCCGUACUGCUGGUGGGAGAAUCUGGAACUUCCAAAACAGCCACAACGCAGAAUUUCCUUAAAAAUCUUAACACAGAUGUUACUUUGCUGUUGACUAUCAACUUCUCAUCCCGUACCACUUCAAUGAAUGUACAAAGAAACCUGGAGGCCAAUGUAGAGAAACGCACCAAAGUUACCUAUGGACCACCUGUGGGAAAGCGUCUCUUGGUCUUCAUUGACGAUAUGAACAUGCCAAGGGUUGAUGAGUACGGUACACAACAACCCAUUGCUCUGCUGAAACUCCUUCUGGAGAAAGGUGGAAUGUAUGAUCGUGGUAAGGAGCUGAACUAUAAGAUCCUGAAGGACCUUGGCUUUAUUGCUGCAAUGGGAAAAGCAGGAGGUGGACGUAAUGAAGUGGAUCCUAGAUUUAUCUCACUUUUUUGUGUGUUCAACGUAACCUUCCCAGCGGAAGAAUCACUAUUUUCAAUUUACACUUCCAUUCUGCAAGGACACACGAUGACUUUCACUGAAGAAAUCCAGGCAAUCUGUGUUAAAGUGAUCUCUGCUACUCUACAACUAUACAGCAUGAUUAUGCAGGAGCUGCCUCCAACUCCUUCAAAGUUUCACUACAUCUUCAAUCUGCGAGACCUGUCCAGGGUGAUUGGUGGACUUGUCCUUGCAACUCCCGAGAGGUUUCAAACAGUUGCACAGAUGGUCAGGCUCUGGAGGAAUGAAUGUCUUCGAGUGUUUCAUGACAGGCUCAUUAAUGAAGUGGACAAAACGCUGGUUCAAGGAAAUAUCAGCCAAUUAAUAGAAGAACAUUUCCCAAAUGUAUUGGAGCAAGCUACCAGGAACCCGAUACUGUUUGGAGACUACCGGACGUUUAUGCAUGAGGGGGAGCCUCGUGUAUACGAAGAUCUGCAGGAUUAUGAGGCUGCUAAAGCUCUCUUCCAGGAAAUUUUGGAAGAGUAUAAUGAACUGAAGACGCACAUGAAACUGGUGUUGUUUGAUGACGCUGUGGAGCACUUGACACGGAUUCAUCGGAUUAUCAGGAUGGACAGGGGCCACGCCCUGCUGGUGGGUGUUGGUGGAUCUGGCAAGCAGUCCCUGACCAAGCUGGCUACAUACACAGCGAACUGUGAGAUUUUUGAGAUUGUUCUGAGUCGAGGUUAUUCAGAGACUAAUUUCCGAGAUGAUUUGAAGGCUCUGUAUCUGAAGCUAGGGAUCGAGAACAAGCCAACAGUCUUUCUCUUUACUGAUGCACAUGUGGCUGAGGAGGGAUUCCUGGAGCUGAUAAAUAACAUGUUGACCUCAGGCAUUGUCCCAGCACUUUUUCCAGAUGAGGAGAAAGAAGCCAUCUUAGGACAAAUAAGAGAGGAAGCAAUGAAAGCUGGUUCCAGUCCAGCAAAGGAGAGUAUCUGGCAGUACUUUGUUAAUAAGAGUGCCAGUAAUCUGCACAUUGUGUUGGGCAUGUCACCUGUUGGUGAUUUAUUACGGACACGGUGCAGAAACUUCCCAGGUCUGGUGAAUAAUACUGGGAUUGACUGGUUUUUACCGUGGCCACCCCAGGCACUGCUUGCCGUGGCACAGGCAUUCUUAGGAAAGAAUCCAAUGAUUCCAAGUGAACAUUCUGAGAAUGUGAUAGACCACAUGGUUAUGGUGCAUGGUUCAGUUGAGGAGUACAGUCUGACAUUCUUGCAGAAGCUAAGACGCAGCAACUAUGUCACUCCGAAAAACUACCUGGAUUUCAUCAACACUUAUGCUCGGCUAUUGAAUGAGAAAGAUCAGUUCAUUUUGGCUCAAUGCAAGCGUUUGGAGGGUGGAUUGGACAAGUUAAAGGAGGCCAGUGUUCAGCUGGCUGAGUUAAACCUGAAACUUGCAGAACAAAAGAUUGUACUAGCAGAGAAAACAGAAGCCUGUGAGGCCCUGUUGGCAGAGAUUGCCUUGAACACUGCUGUUGCGGAAGAGAAGAGAAAGCUGGCAGAAGAGAAGGCUGCUGAGAUAGAGGAACAGAAUAAGGUGAUAGCGGUGGAGAAGCAAGAAGCAGAGAAUGCCUUGGCUGAGGCUUUGCCUGCCCUGGAGGCUGCCCGACUGGCAUUGCAGAGUCUAGACAAGUCUGAUGUCACUGAGAUCAGGUCAUUCGCAAAGCCUCCCAGACAAGUGCAGACAGUUUGUGAAUGUAUCCUUGUGAUGCGAGGUUACAAAGAGAUUAAUUGGAAAUCAGCCAAAGGCAUGAUGUCAGAAGCAAACUUCCUCAAGAGCUUGAUGGAAAUGGAUUGUGAUGCUAUUGGGCAGACACAGGUCAAAACAGUGAAAGGUUUUCUCAAGAAUCUGAAUACAUCAUUUGAUGAAAUGCAGGCCAUCAGCAGAGCAGGUGCUGGGAUGUUAAAGUUUGUUGAAGCCGUCAUGGGCUACUGUGAUGUAGCCAGGGAAAUCAAACCGAAACGAGAGAAGGUAGCCAGGUUGGAACGUAAUUACCAUCAGAGCAAGCGUGAUCUAGAGAAGAUCCAGGCAGAGCUGGCAGCCAUCCAGCAGGAGCUUCAAGCACUCAGUGAACGCUAUGAGGCUGCGAUGAGAGAAAAGCUGCAGCUGCAGGAAGAAGCAGAAAUCAUGGAGCGCCGAUUGGUGGCAGCAGACAAGCUCAUUUCUGGGCUGGGCUCUGAAAAUGUGCGCUGGACAAAGGACCUAGAAGAUCUAAAGGUCCGGAGGGUGAAACUACUGGGAGACUGCCUGAUUUGUGCUGCGUUCCUGAGUUAUGAAGGAGCCUUCAGCUCUGAGUUCCGCCAUGAAAUGAUUUAUGACAAAUGGCAGGGUGAUGUACUGCAGCAUGAAAUUCCACUGAGUCAACCAUUUCGUCUGGAAAGCAUACUUACGGAUGAAGUUGAAAUCAGCAGGUGGGGCUCGGAAGGCUUGCCACCUGAUGAGCUCUCUGUUCAGAAUGGAAUUCUUACAACACAGGCCAGUCGCUUCCCACUCUGCAUUGAUCCUCAGCAACAGGCCUUAAAAUGGAUCAAGAGGAAGGAAGCAAAGACCAAUUUGAAGAUCUCUUCAUUUAAUGAUCCUGAUUUCUUGAAGCAAUUGGAGAUGGCUAUCAAGUAUGGAUUUCCCUUCCUAUUCCAAGAUGUGGAUGAGUACAUUGAUCCAGUCAUUGAUAAUGUCCUCGAAAAGAACAUUGAAGGGCAACAAGGACGGUAUUACAUUAAGCUCGGUGACAAGGAGGUUGACUAUGAUCCUAACUUCAAACUGUAUCUCAACACCAAGCUCGCAAACCCCAAGUACCAGCCUUCAGUUUUUGGAAAAUCCAUGGUGAUAAACUACACUGUGACAUUAAGUGGUCUGGAAGACCAGUUACUAAGUGUUAUUGUGGCAUUUGAGCGGAAAGAACUUGAGGAGCAGAGGGAGCGUUUGAUCAAGGAAACCAGUGAGAACAAGAAGCUCCUAAAGGAUCUCGAGGAUUCUCUUCUACGUGAAUUGGCAACUUCCACUGGGAACAUGCUGGAUAAUGUCGAACUUGUUGAAACUCUAGAAGAAACCAAGACUAAAGCUACUGAGGUGUCGGAAAAGCUAAAUCUGGCUGAAAAGACUGCAGUUGAUAUUGAUAAACUGAGAGAUGGCUAUCGACCAGCUGCCAGACGAGGAGCAAUAUUGUUUUUUGUCUUGUCGGAGAUGGCGCUGGUUAACAAUAUGUACCAAUAUUCUUUGGCAUCUUUCCUGGAGGUCUUUGACUUAUCUCUCCGCAAAUCUUUGCCUGACUCUAUACUUCAAAAACGACUGAGGAACAUCAUGAAUGCAUUGACUCUUAAUAUGUACAAUUAUGGCUGCACAGGUUUGUUUGAAAAGCACAAGUUGCUUUUCUCAUUCAAUAUGACGAUAAAGCUCGAGCAGGCAAAACAGAAGAUCCCUCAGGAAGAGCUGGAAUUUUUCCUGAAAGGAAACAUAUCUUUAGAGAAAAGCAAGCGGGCAAAGCCAUGCCAUUGGAUCCCGGAUCAAGGCUGGGAGGAUAUUGUUCAUCUCGCACAGACAUUUCCCGAGCUGUUUGCAUCACUUCCAGAUGAUUUGCAAUUGAAUAAGGAGGUCUGGAAAAAUUGGUAUGACCUUGAUGCACCUGAACAAGUGGAAUUCCCUCUCCACUACAAGGAUACCUUGAACAGUUUCCAGAAGCUGCUGUUGCUGCGCUGUUUCCGUGUGGAUCGUGUUUACCGGGCGGUGAUGGACUACAUCACUGUCACCAUAGGGGAGAAGUUUGUUCAGCCACCUGUCAUUAGUUUUGAGGCCAUCUUUGAACAGAGUACGGCAAAUUCUCCCAUCGUCUUCAUCCUCAGCCCUGGCUCUGACCCAGCUUCAGACCUUUCAAAGCUGGCUGAGCGAUCAGGGUUCGGAACAAGUCGACUAAAAUUCCUUGCUAUGGGACAAGGACAAGAGAAGGUAGCACUGCAGCUGCUGGAGAUGGCUGUAGCACGAGGGCAGUGGCUGAUGUUGCAGAACUGUCAUCUCCUUGUAAGGUGGCUGAAGGAACUGGAAAAGGCACUGGAGUUAAUUCAGAAGCCCCAUCCUGACUUCCGCUUGUGGCUCACCACUGAUCCAAUCCAAGACUUUCCUAUUGGAAUACUCCAGAACUCACUUAAGGUUGUGACAGAACCACCCAAUGGUCUGAAGCUGAAUAUGAGAGCUACAUAUUUCAAGAUCAGCCACGAAGCCUUGAGUAUGUGCCCCCACUAUGCCUACAAGUCCCUGGUCUAUGUGCUGGCGUUCUUCCAUGCAGUGGUCCAGGAGCGAAGAAAGUAUGGGAAGGUCGGGUGGAAUGUGCCAUAUGAUUUCAAUGAAUCUGAUUUCCAGGUCUGCAUGGAGAUCCUCAGCACUUACUUGACAAAAGCUCAUGAAAAGAAGGACAUCAAGAUUCCCUGGGGCAGUCUGAAGUAUUUAAUUGGAGAGGUGAUGUACGGGGGACGCUGCAUCGACAGCUUUGAUCGCCGCAUCCUCACCACCUACAUGGACGAGUUUCUGGGGGACUUCAUAUUUGACACCUUUCAGCCAUUCCACUUCUUCCACAAUGACGAAGUGGAUUACAAAAUCCCGGAGGAUGGGAAUAAAGAUGCUUACACUGAUGAAAUUGAAUCUCUUCCACUUGCAAACACUCCUGAAGUAUUUGGGCUUCACCCAAACGCUGAGAUUGGUUACUACACACAGGCAGCUCGGAGUAUGUGGGGUCAUCUGAUCGAUCUACAACCUCAGACAGGGGAAACUGGCAGCGGGAUGGGUCGUGAUGAGUACAUUGAACACGUGGCCAAGGACAUCGAGAGCAAACUCCCAACCCCCUUCGACCUCGAUGCUAUCUAUAAAAAAUUUGCUUUGCAAAUCACUCCAACGACGGUGGUGCUGCUGCAAGAACUCGAGCGGUUCAACCUCCUGAUCGACCGUAUGAUGCGAUCUCUGCUGGAACUGCAGAAGGCACUGGCUGGUGAAGUGGGAAUGAGCAAUGAGCUGGAUGAGGUGGCACGAGCCCUCUUCAACGGACACAUCCCUGCCAUCUGGAGGAGACUGGCUCCUGACACCCUCAAGUCUCUUGGGAACUGGAUGAUCCAUUUCCAGAGGAGGUUUGACCAGUACACUUUAUGGGUGGAUGAAGGUGAACCUAAUGUCAUGUGGUUGUCUGGACUGCACAUCCCUGAAUCUUACCUCACUGCUCUGGUGCAGGCAACUUGUCGCAAGAAUGGCUGGCCACUCGAUCGCUCCACACUCUACACACAGGUCACCAAAUAUCCAACUGCAGAUGAUGUCAUGGAACGACCUGGGACCGGCUGUUUUAUUUGUGGUUUAUACCUGGAAGGAGCUGCCUGGGAUGUUGAAGAGAGCUGUCUGGUCCGGAGCAAGCCCAAGGAGCUGGUGACAGACCUUCCUGUCCUUAAGGUGAUACCCAUCGAGAGCCAUCGCCUUAAGCUCCAGAACACUCUACGAACACCUGUGUAUACUACAUCAAUGCGACGGAAUGCGAUGGGUGUUGGGCUGGUUUUUGAAGCCGAUCUCUUCACCACUAGGCACAUCUCACACUGGGUGCUGCAAGGCGUCUGCCUCACCCUGAACUCGGACUGAGCUCACUGGUGUGUAGUACGCCAGCAGUU